Colius striatus (speckled mousebird) is the source of this 842-nucleotide messenger RNA. Its product is annotated as leukotriene C4 synthase. Lineage: Eukaryota; Metazoa; Chordata; Aves; Coliiformes; Coliidae. Bases 1 to 528 code for a protein of 175 amino acids. Gene Ontology annotation, molecular function: glutathione transferase activity; leukotriene-C4 synthase activity; glutathione peroxidase activity. The record is from RefSeq and is a predicted model, not a curated record. Gene Ontology annotation, biological process: leukotriene biosynthetic process. The transcript has 5 exons. Gene Ontology annotation, cellular component: endoplasmic reticulum; nuclear envelope; membrane.
AUGGAAGGGAGCAUCAUGUCCUAUCAGCUCUUUUCCUCUAACCACUUGCUGGACUCCAGGCUAGAUAGAGCUUGGCUGAAUAUACCACUGCUGCACUGUCACCCUUGCCCUGUUGUUCUUUUUUUAGCCUAUUUUACGCUGCAGGUGAUCUACGCCCGGCGGAAGCACAAGAUCUCCCCUCCUCAGACCACAGGUCACCCUGAAUUUGAGCGGAUCUUCAGAGCACAGGUGAAUUGCUCAGAGUACUUCCCAAUCUUCAUCUCGCUCCUCUGGGUUGCUGGGAUCUUCUUCCACCAAGGUGUGGCCGCAGCGUGUGGGCUGCUGUACCUCUACACCCGCUUCAAGUACUUCCAGGGAUACGCCGCAGCUGCGCAGGGACGGUUGAGGCCGCUGUACGCCAGUGCCUGGCUGCUCUGGCUGCUGCUGGGGCUGGCAGUGGCCGGGCUCCUGGCACACUUCCUGCUCUCCGUGCCCUCCACAUGGCUGGCAGCGCUGGCGCGGCCCCUCCAGCUGCUCGGUGCCUGGUGAGAGGGGCCGUGGCUCUCCCAAAGGCCCCCGUCUGCCCUCAGUGAGAGACUGAGCAUCGCCCCAGCUCUGUGCUUGCCUUUGAAGGGAGGCUGAUCCUGGCAUUCCUCUGCUUAUGAAGCUCUGCUCUUCAGAGAGAAUUUUGCUUCCAGAAAGCAAAUGCUGCCCAGCCUCUGCCCGUGGGCUUUGCUGCCAGGUUGUGUAGCUCUGCUCUAAAACCUCUAACGCUUUUGGCUGUGUCCCAGCAGGACUACCCCACACGCUGUCAUCACUCCUUACCAUGCAAUGAUCUCUGUUGAAAGAUCACACCAUGGAUA